UCAGUUCAAGACUGAGACAUUGAGGUCUCUAUUAAGAUCCUCAUUUAAUCUUAUUUCUGUUGUGUCUUGUCAUGAAUAUGUACAGCUAUUAUUUUCUAACACUUGCAGUGCUACUCCGCUGCUUUGCUUAUACGCAGAGUGUUUCGCACCCAGGAAAAUGCAGACUUGUCUUCAGAUCCGAUGAGGUCCAAGUCAUUUGUGUGUCUGUUAACUUCAAACAGUUACCCAGCAAGGCCUUCCCAGGUAACACUACAGACCUCAGUGUCCGCUUCAGCAAUUUAAGCUCCAUAACAUCUGAUGACCUGAAGAUCUUGUCCCAUCUGAGGCAGCUCAGUCUGAUCAGAAACCAGCUGCGUACAUUACCCGCGGACCUGCUUUUGGGCCUGUCUAAUCUCCAUGUGCUUGACCUUACAGGUAACAAACUGACAGCUUUAUCAUCGCAAGUGUUUCAUCAUUCUCCUCUUGUGGAGCUCACACUCUCAGAUAACCUGCUCUCUGAGAUAGAUGCUGACUGUCUACCUGUAAACAACUCUCUCCAGAGGUUAGAUUUGUCAUCUAACAAAUUCUCCCAGCUGCCCGUGGCCUUCCUGCAAAGACUCAACAAUCUCGAGAGCUUAGAUUUAAAAAAUAAUCAGCUGGAGGAACUGACUCCUGGAGCUCUGACCUCUCUGCCCAAACUUGAGGCUCUGUACCUGGAAAACAACAGACUAAAGUCUUUAGAAGCAUCAGCAUUCACUGGUAAUCCAAACCUUCGCCAGAUGUUCUUGAGUGGCAACCGUUUGGAGAACCUGCCUGCUGGAAUUUUCCUCAAGCAGGACGAACUUGUUUUCCUUGACCUCAGAAACAACUAUCUGCAAAACCUAACUCCAGGUAUAUUGGAUGGACGUUUGUAUGCUGUGCUGUCUGGUAAUCCAUGGCACUGCAACUCUAGUUUGGCAUAUCUAUGGCAUUGGCUGCGUAUGAAUGAAAAACAAAAAUUUCAUGAUGAUAAAAUCACUUGUCAAACACCUGAACACAUGAAGGGUAGAAACAUCACUGAAAUUGCUGCCACUGACCUUGGCAUCAAGGACUAAGAAAAUCAUAUAAUAAAAUAAAGCAAUAAGCCCCAAGAAGCCGUGGUUUACAGUGAAUUUAUAACAGCUAGGGGCGAAAUCAACAUGGAUUAUUUCAUUUUUAAAAAGUUUUUUUGAACUCUAAAAUCUCUAUUUACAAAUAUUUUUGAAAAAAUAAUAGAGUAAAAUACUGAGAGUUUCCAGUUAACUUAUUCCAAGUAUAAUUUGUGCUUUUAAAUCCGGUGUUGUGCCCAGUUCUGACCCCUGCCAGAUUAUUACCCCCCUAGUAUUGGUAGGUUUAGGGUUAGGUGUGGGGGAGGGGUUAGGAUUAGGCAAUCAGGUAGCGAUUUCAAGGUAUUUUUUUAAUGAAAAUACCGGUUUGGUACUAUUUUUAAAGAAAGAAAACCUGAUGUUGGUCAGCAGAGGGCACUAAAUUCUAAUCAAAGUAAUUAGAGGUAGGUCCUGAGGGAAAUGUGGUUUCAGAAAAAAAUAAAAUUUUAAAUGUGUACACUUGUCUUUUAUAACUCUGUCUGUUAUUACUUUUAUUAAUGCAUUACAAACUGUAAUUUCACUAUAUCUGUCUAUAUCCGUUUUUUGUCUAUCAAUUUGAUGUAUGCUAUGUGUCCUCAGAAAUCCCUAGUGUAUCUUAGUAAAAUACAUUUGUGCAUUGUAGAGAUUUAUAACUCCUGUGUACAAGGGCCAUUUCCAGGGAAGGCUACUUACGCAAAUUAAACCUUUUCAUGGAGGGUAUAAAGAGGAUAGAAAUGAUCAGAUUGCGCCCUUGUUCCAACUUCCAACCCCCAGUACCCCUCAUUCAUUCAUAUAUAUAUAUAUAUACAGUGCUGAUUGAAAGUUUGUGAACCCUUUAGAAUUUUCUAUAUUUCUGCAUAAAUAUGACCCAAAACAUAAUCAGAUUUUGAAAGUAGACAAAGAGAACCCAAUCAAACAAAUGAGACAAAAAAAUGUUUCUUUGUCAUUUAUUUAUUCAGGAAAAUGAUCCAAUAUUGCAUAUCUGUGAGUGGCAAAAGUAUGUGAAUAUCUUGGAUUAGCAGUUCAUUUAAAGGUGAAAUUAGACUGCAUCUGUGCAGAGGUGUUUUCAGUCAUUGCAAUAACUAUCAAAUGUCAGUACGUGACCUGUUUUGUUCAAAGAACAGGGAUCUAUCAAAGUCUGAUCAUGUUUGUGGAAGUGAAUCAUGUCAUGAACAAAGGACCUUGGAAAAAGAGUUGGUGUUGCUCAUCAGGCUAGAAAAGGUUACAAAACCAUCUCUAAAGAGUUUGGACUCCACAAAUCCACAGUCAGACAGAUUGUGUACAAAUGGAGGAAAUUCAAGACCACUGUUUCCUUCCCAAGAAGUGGUCGACCAACAAAGAUCACUCCAAAGCAGAACGUGUAAUAGUCUGCGUGGUUGCAAAAGUUCACAGUGUAACUUCUAAGCAACUAAAGACCUUUCUCACAUUGGCUAAUGUUAAUGUUCAUGAGCCCACCAUCAGGAGAACACUGAGCAACCAUGGUGUGCAUGGCAGAGUUGCAAGAUGAAAGCCACUGAUUUUCAUAAAGAAAAUUGCUUGCUAAAUAUCAUGCGGACAAGCCAGAGGACUAUUGGAGAAAGGUUUAAUGGAUGGAUGAAACCAAAAUAGAAUUUAUUGGUUUAAAUGAGAAGCUAUUAUGUUCGGAGAAAAGAACACACUGCAUUCCAGUUUAAAAAUCUUAUGCCAUCUGUGAAACAUGUUGGCGGUAUUAUCAUGGCUUGGGCCUGUUUUGCUGCAUCUUGGCCAGGACAGCCUGCCAUCAUUGAUGGAACAAUGAAUUCUGAAUUAUACCAGCAAAUUCUAAAGGAAAACGUCAGGACAUCUGUUUAAGAACAGAGUCUCAAGAGAACGUGGGUCAUGCAGCAAGACAACAACCCCAAGCACACAAGACAUUCUACCAAAGAAUGGUUAAAGAAGAACAAAGUUAAUGUUUUGGAAUGGCUGAGUCAAAGUCCAGACCUUAAUCCAAUUAAAAUGUUGUGGAAGGACCUAAGCAAGCAGUUCAUAGGAGGAAACCCACCAACAUCACAGAGUUUAAGUGGUUCUGCACUAAGGAAUGGGCUAAAACUCCUACAUGUUAUUGUGAAGGACUGAUCAGCAUUUAUAAGAAACUUUACCUUCAGUUACUGCAGCAAAAGGGGGUCACACCAGAUAUUGAAAGUAAAGAUUCACAUACUUUUGUAACGCACAGAUA
Molecule: messenger RNA, 3276 nt
Organism: Onychostoma macrolepis
Lineage: Eukaryota; Metazoa; Chordata; Actinopteri; Cypriniformes; Cyprinidae
Product: leucine-rich alpha-2-glycoprotein-like
Exons: 2
Coding region: 72-1073 (333 amino acids)
Molecular function (GO): protein binding
Source: RefSeq, a predicted model, not a curated record